GCUGAUCAGCGCGCAGGCGGGUGGGAGAGUACUGAGUCACUGAUCGGGAGUGCCCCGCCCCGUCGCCAUCUCCGGGAGCAGCUGAGAGAGCUCCAGGUUUCCGUGCUGUGGCACCAGAGCCUGCAGGAUGUUUCACGGGAUCCCAGCCACUCCGGGUAUGGGAGGUAUGACAACAUGGCAGAGCUGUUUGCAGUGGUGAAGACGAUGCAGGCACUGGAGAAAGCAUACAUAAAGGACUGCGUCACCCCCAACGAGUACACUGCGGCCUGCUCUCGUCUCCUGGUCCAGUACAAAGCCGCCUUCCGGCAAGUUCAAGGCUCAGAAAUCAGCUCCAUUGAUGAAUUCUGCCGCAAGUUCCGACUGGACUGCCCACUGGCCAUGGAAAGGAUUAAAGAGGACCGACCCAUCACCAUCAAGGAUGACAAGGGCAACCUCAACCGCUGCAUUGCAGAUGUGGUCUCGCUCUUCAUCACAGUCAUGGACAAGCUGCGCCUGGAGAUUCGAGCCAUGGAUGAGAUCCAGCCUGACCUGAGGGAGCUGAUGGAGACCAUGCACCGCAUGAGCCACCUGCCCCCAGACUUUGAGGGCCGCCAGACAGUCAGCCAAUGGCUGCAGACCCUGAGUGGCAUGUCGGCCUCUGACGAGCUGGACGACUCCCAGGUACGCCAGAUGCUCUUCGACCUGGAGUCAGCCUACAAUGCUUUCAAUCGCUUCCUGCACUCCUGAGCCCCCAUGUGGCCCACAGGAGAUGUGGAGGUAGCAGCUUAAGGGGAUGGUUCCUGUUGUCUUGAUGCGAUGCCUACAGUUGCCCAGGACAUCUUCGUGAGCCUUGAUGUCCACAGCAGCCUGCCCUGUGCUGCCAGGACUCACCCCCAAUAAAGAGGCUAUCUUCCUGCC
This is a messenger RNA of Heterocephalus glaber (naked mole-rat), 897 nucleotides long. RefSeq names its product VPS28 subunit of ESCRT-I (gene Vps28). Lineage: Eukaryota; Metazoa; Chordata; Mammalia; Rodentia; Bathyergidae. Gene Ontology annotation, cellular component: ESCRT I complex. Gene Ontology annotation, molecular function: protein-containing complex binding. Gene Ontology annotation, biological process: protein transport to vacuole involved in ubiquitin-dependent protein catabolic process via the multivesicular body sorting pathway. The record is from RefSeq and is a predicted model, not a curated record.